Messenger RNA from Pyrus x bretschneideri (Chinese white pear), 1854 nucleotides. Its product is annotated as ribulose bisphosphate carboxylase/oxygenase activase, chloroplastic. NCBI's taxonomy places the organism in Eukaryota, Viridiplantae, Streptophyta, Magnoliopsida, Rosales, Rosaceae. Gene Ontology annotation, molecular function: ribulose-1,5-bisphosphate carboxylase/oxygenase activator activity; ATP hydrolysis activity; ATP binding. Gene Ontology annotation, cellular component: chloroplast stroma; thylakoid. The record is from RefSeq and is a predicted model, not a curated record.
AUGACUGAGUUUCCAAGCACUCUUUGUUUGACACGUGGCAUCAAUGCAAUCUUCAUUCUAUGGUCUCAAACCAUUCAACAAGCAAAUCCAAACGAUGUCAAAUUCUGUACACUCGGCAACACUAUAAAGGCAAACCAGUUCUCAUUUCUUUUCCGCUCAAAACACAACAGCAUACUGUGCUUGCAGGCAACCAGGAGUGCCCCCCCUCUGUCACUCACACUAGAACACAACCGUCCGAUCCGCGAGAGAUCAUGGCCACUGCUGUCUCUACCAUUGGAUCUGUCAACAGAGCACCGCUGAACCUGAAUGGCUCUAGCAGCAGUGCUUUAGUUCCAAUCUCAACCUUUUUGGGAAGCAGCUUGAAGAAAGUGAACUCAAGGUUCACCAACUCCAAGGUUUCCUCUGGAAGCCUCAGGAUUGUCGCGAGUGUGGACGAAGAUAAGCAGACCGACAAGGACAAAUGGAAAGGCCUUGCCUUCGACACCUCCGACGACCAACAAGACAUCACAAGAGGAAAGGGUAUGGUGGACUCCCUCUUCCAGGCACCUCAAGGAACAGGAACUCACUUUGCCAUCAUGAGCUCUUAUGAAUACAUCAGCACGGGGCUUCGCCAGUACAACUUUGACAACAACAUGGACGGUUAUUAUAUUGCUCCCGCUUUUAUGGACAAGCUUGUUGUUCACAUCACCAAGAACUUCAUGACCCUUCCUAACAUCAAGGUUCCUCUCAUCUUGGGUAUUUGGGGAGGCAAAGGUCAGGGCAAGUCUUUCCAGUGUGAGCUUGUCUUUGCCAAGAUGGGAAUCAGCCCUAUCAUGAUGAGUGCCGGAGAAUUGGAAAGUGGAAACGCAGGAGAACCCGCGAAGCUGAUCAGGCAAAGGUACCGUGAAGCAGCCGACAUUAUCAGGAAGGGUAAAAUGUGUGCACUCUUCAUCAACGAUCUUGAUGCAGGAGCUGGUCGGCUUGGUGGAACCACCCAAUACACUGUCAACAACCAAAUGGUGAAUGCCACCCUCAUGAACAUUGCUGAUAACCCGACAAACGUCCAGCUUCCAGGUAUGUACAACAAGGAGGAGAACCCCCGUGUCCCAAUCAUUGUCACCGGUAACGAUUUCUCAACAUUGUACGCUCCUCUCAUCCGUGACGGCCGUAUGGAGAAAUUCUACUGGGCUCCCACCCGCGAAGAUCGUAUUGGAGUCUGCAUUGGGAUCUUCAGGAGCGACAAUGUUGCUAAGGAAGACAUUGUCAAGCUUGUUGACACCUUCCCAGGCCAAUCUAUUGAUUUCUUUGGUGCCUUGAGGGCUAGGGUUUAUGAUGAUGAAGUGAGGAAGUGGAUUACGGGUGUUGGCGUGGAUAGCAUUGGGAAGAAGCUUGUGAACUCAAAGGAAGGACCCCCAACUUUCGAGCAGCCGAAGAUGACCAUCGAAAAGCUCCUCGAGUACGGAAGCAUGCUUGUCCAAGAGCAAGAGAAUGUGAAGAGAGUUCAAUUGGCUGAUAAGUACUUGAGCGAGGCUGCUCUUGGUGAUGCUAACUCAGAUGCUAUGAAUACAGGAACUUUCUACGGCCAAGCAGCGCAGCAAGUGAAUGUUCCAGUUCCUGAAGGUUUCAGUGAUCCAACAGCAGAAAACUUUGAUCCAAUGGCUAAAAGUGAUGAUGGAAGUUGCUUGUACACAUUUUAAGUCGUUUUCUUUUAGGUUAUAAUUGAGGGGAGGGUGGAAGGAGAGAAGCACUUUGUAAGGAUGUUAAGGGUAAAAGUAAAAAAAAAAAUUUUGUCUUCCUAUGUCGGAUUGGUGUCAUGUAAUCUUGUAUUGUAAUGUACACUACGCAAUCUUAGUAGGCGCUCUUCUUCUUUCUUCC